Messenger RNA from Lasiodiplodia theobromae, 771 nucleotides. Its product is annotated as Had-superfamily hydrolase subfamily iib protein. The transcript has a single exon. Lineage: Eukaryota; Fungi; Ascomycota; Dothideomycetes; Botryosphaeriales; Botryosphaeriaceae. Bases 1 to 771 code for a protein of 256 amino acids. Gene Ontology annotation, cellular component: cytosol. The record is from RefSeq and is a predicted model, not a curated record. Gene Ontology annotation, biological process: mannose metabolic process; protein N-linked glycosylation; GDP-mannose biosynthetic process. Gene Ontology annotation, molecular function: phosphomannomutase activity.
AUGGCCUCCCUCAUCGCCUUUGACCUCGACGGCACGCUCGCCGAAAGCAAGCAGCCGCUCAAAGACAAUAUGGGCGAGGCCCUCGCCUCCCUCCUCUCCGUCGCCCACGUCGCCGUCAUCUCAGGCGGCGACUGGCCGCAAUUCCAGAAACAAGUCGCCUCGCGCCUCCCCGCGCACGCCGACCUCUCCAAGCUCUGGCUGCUCCCCACCACCGGCACCAAGCUCUACACAUACCAACCAUCCACCUCUUCCUGGCGCCCCGUCUACGCCGAGCUCUUCAGCGACGCCGAACGCGCCGCCAUCAUCGCCGCGUUCGAAGCCUCCCUCGACGCCACCGGCUUCCAGCCCGAGCAGACUUGGGGCCCGCGCAUCGAGGACCGCGGCAGCCAGAUCACGUUUUCGGCGCUCGGCCAGCAGGCGCCCGUCGCAGCGAAGGAGGUGUGGGAUCCGGAUUUCGCGAAGCGCAGCGUCAUCCGCGAGGAUUUGCGGAAGCGGUUGCCCGAGUUGUCGAUCAACAUGGGCGGCGCGACGAGCAUCGACAUCACGCGCAAGGGCGUGGACAAGGGGUACGGGCUGAAGAAGUUGAGGGAUGCGAGCGGGAUUCCGCUUGAGAAGAUGAUGUUUAUCGGGGAUGCGAUUUUUCCGGGCGGCAAUGAUUAUCCGGCGAAGGAGUUGGGGCUGGAGACGGUGAGGGUGCGGGAUCCGGAGGGGACGUUGGCGGCGGUUGCGGCGAUUGUGGGGUGUUUGAGGAUUCAGAAAGUCGGGGCCUGA